Molecule: messenger RNA, 597 nt
Organism: Monomorium pharaonis (pharaoh ant)
Lineage: Eukaryota; Metazoa; Arthropoda; Insecta; Hymenoptera; Formicidae
Exons: 1
Coding region: 1-597 (198 amino acids)
Source: RefSeq, a predicted model, not a curated record
AUGACAUUGGGGAAUAAUUGCAUCGCGUUUAUGUUUGAUGAGAUUCGAUAUGAACUUGACGGUGUAGAGAUUGAUUGCAACAGAAACGUUGGAAUAACCAGCACGCUCAAGAAUUAUAUAACCAUGUUAUCCAACAGAACCAAAAUUGUGGAUAACGCUGGUUGGGAUCCGUGGCAUCCUGCGAAUGGAUACUUUAAUUUUUGCGUACCACUUAACAUGCUACUGGGAUUUUGCGAAGAUUACAAACGCGUGGUGAUUAACGCUCGUCACGAGUUGAUCUUGAUACGCGCGCGCAACGAUAAUAAUUGUCUAGUCGGCGAUUCAGCGCAGGAACCGGAAAUUGAAUUAUUCAAAGUACAGUGGCGAAUGCCGCAUGUGCUGUUGAAUGAGAAAAAUAAACUAUCGAUGCUGCGUGCUCUGGAAAGCGGGCGAUACCUUAGCAUGGCUUUUCGCUCGUGGGAUCUGUAUGAGUUUCCAUUAUUGCAACGCACAACCAAACAUACAUGGGCUAUCAAGAUCGCUACUCAGCUCGAGAAGCCACGUUACGUUGUCUUCGCUCUGCAGGCUGGUAGACAUUCAGAAAAACGUCAUGCUUGA